AUGGCAACAAAGUCAAGCAUCGAAAUCACCAAGGGAGGUUCCCUCGUGGAAGCUGUGCCUGGACACCUCCGCAACUUUGACUCGGACUCGCAGGACGAGACCACCUCGCUCGGUCCUUUUCCAACAGAGGAAGAAUGGGACAACCUGCCUCGUGUUCCUGGCAGCAUUCCAUGGACAGCAUGGACCGUAGGCUUUGUCGAGUUUGUCGAGCGCUUCUCCUACUACGGGACCAGCGCAGUGUUCGUCAACUUUAUUCAGAAACCGCUGCCCAAGGGAUCCACGACGGGCUCUGGAUUUCUCAAGCAUCCCUCCGGGGCCCUCGGCAUGGGCCAGCGCGCGUCCACCGGCAUGACGACCUUUAACCAGUUCUGGUCGUACUGCACGCCGCUCUUUGGCGCGUAUCUCGCGGACCAGUACUGGGGUCGGUACUUGACGAUCCAGUACUCCAACAUUGCCGCGCUGGUAGGCCACAUCAUCCUCAUCAUGUCGGCGAUUCCUCCCGUCAUUGUGCAUCCCAAUGUGUCCAUUGCCAUCUUCUCCGUCGGCAUCGUCAUCAUGGGUAUCGGCACCGGCGGCUUCAAGUCCAACAUUUCGCCACUCAUUGCCGAGCAGUAUCGCGAGGGCAAGCCCUAUGUGCGCACCAACAAGAAAGGACAGAGGGAGAUUGUCGAUCCCGCAGCGACGACUGCACGCAUCUACAUUUACUUCUACCUGCUGAUCAACAUGGGCUCGCUCACCGGUUCCAUCACCAUGGUGUACUCGGAGCAUUUUGUCGGGUUCUGGCUCUCCUUCACGCUUCCCACCGUCUGCUACCUCCUCUGUCCCGCCAUUCUCCUCUACUUCAAACGGUCGUACAAGCUGUCGCCGCCGACGGGCUCCGCGAUGGGCAAGGCUACCCAGCGAGCUGCGCGCGCGGGGGACCCGGUCCCGGCAUGGAUGACAUUCGACGACGAAUGGGUCGAUGAAGUGAAGCGCGGUGUUCUCGCGUGCAAAGUAUUCCUGUGGUAUCCUCUCUACUGGCUGGCCUACAACCAAAUGACGAACAAUCUGGUCUCGCAGGCGAGCACCAUGGUGCUCGGAUCAACACCGAAUGACAUUGUGGCUAAGCUGAAUCCCAUCUUCAUCAUCAUUGUCAUUCCCAUCAUGGACUUUAUCGUUUACCCGGGGCUGCGCAAGUGCGGCGUCCGUCUCUCGCCUAUCCGCAAGAUCACCGCCGGCUUCGUGCUCAGCUCCAUGGCCAUGGUGUCGGCCUGCGUCACUCAGUCUUAUAUUUACAAACUAUCCAAGUGCGGAAACAGCAUCAACGCUCAAAUGAAGGCCGGUCGCAAGGACUGUACAGCUCCGAUCUCAGUAUGGAUCCAGAUAUUUCCGUAUGGUCUCAUUGGCGCGUCCGAAGUUCUCGCUUCCAUCACGAAACUCGAGUAUGCUUACACAAAGGCUCCCCAGAAUAUGAAGUCGACGGUGCAGGCCAUAGCCCUUUUCACGUCUGCCAUAUCCGCUGCUCUCGGCCAGGGUCUUGUCGGCCUGUCUGAGGACCCUCUCCUAGUCUGGAACUACGGUUCGGUAGCCGUCAUUGCUAUGGUUGGUGCUAUCUGUUUCUACAUGACGUUUAGGAAAGCCGACAGAGAUGAAGAUGCCAUGAACAACCAAAAGGAGAGCUCUUACAUUGGAAACGGCGGGGCAAGCGAAGCUGUAGACACCACGACGUCGGUGGCAGAGAAGGAGCGGAUGGCAUAG
Messenger RNA from Cordyceps militaris CM01, 1737 nucleotides. RefSeq names its product peptide transporter PTR2-A. The record is from RefSeq and is a predicted model, not a curated record. Gene Ontology annotation, biological process: oligopeptide transport; transmembrane transport. The coding region runs from base 1 to 1737 and encodes 578 amino acids. Lineage: Eukaryota; Fungi; Ascomycota; Sordariomycetes; Hypocreales; Cordycipitaceae. The transcript is spliced from 4 exons. Gene Ontology annotation, molecular function: dipeptide transmembrane transporter activity. Gene Ontology annotation, cellular component: membrane.